Molecule: messenger RNA, 2047 nt
Organism: Solanum verrucosum
Lineage: Eukaryota; Viridiplantae; Streptophyta; Magnoliopsida; Solanales; Solanaceae
Product: transcription factor VOZ1
Exons: 5
Coding region: 228-1661 (477 amino acids)
Biological process (GO): regulation of DNA-templated transcription; positive regulation of long-day photoperiodism, flowering
Source: RefSeq, a predicted model, not a curated record
UUUUUUUUUGCUUUCUUUAGGUAUUGAUAGUAACCACUAACCAGUCUUCUUCUACUUUCUCUAAGCUCAAAAUUCCAAGAAAUCUACCGAAGCAAAAUCCCAAUUCUUCUCUAUAUAGAAGGAACACUGAGCAGCAUUUUCACUUCCUCUCUAUCUUCACUUGCAUUUGUUCAGUUUGGUUCACCGCUAACUGGUGAGGAGUUUAGGGUGUUCUUUUGUUUGAUUGGAUGAGGAAGGUUUCGAAGAGGGGUGCAUGUAAGUCUGCAUCACACCAGCUCUUUAAAGACAGGGCAAAGAACCGUGUGGAUGAUCUGCAGGGUGUGUUAACUAAUCUACAAUCUGCAAGGAAGGAAAGCCGAACGUAUGAUGUUGGGUUGCUUGAAGAGCAAGUCCACCAGAUGCUGCGUGAAUGGAAAUCUGAGCUUAACGAGCCAUCUCCGGCUUCUUCUUUGCAGGGAGGAAGCCAUGUGUCAUCAUCAGCAGAUAUCUAUAGACUGCUAUUGGGUGAGGAAGAAGAUGAUGCCACCAGCCCAUUAGCUGCACCUAAGCCUGAGCCUGAUGCUCAAAAAGUUAGCGUUACUGGUUUUCAAGAGGGUUUCAAUGUAACUCAGGUGCUGCAGGAGCAAGGUUUCCAGUUGGUUGAUCAAUGCAAAGGCUUGCCUUUGAUGGUUAAUAACACAGUAGUCAACAAUCUUGGCAUUGCAACACAAUUGGAUUACCAUUCUUUUGAUUUGCAUCACGAAUACGAUCAGCAGUACUUACCUGGAUUUGAUGCUUUAAAUCUCUGCCUAGAGGAUGCUAUGCCUCCUAUUCAUAUUAGUCCUCCGCCCUCUGCUUUCCUGGGGCCGAAAUGUGCACUUUGGGAUUGUCCUCGGCCUGCGAUGGGGUCAGACUGGUGUCAGAAGUCUCAAGACUACUGCAGCGACUAUCAUGCUUCUCUUGCACCUAAUGAAGGCUAUCCUGGGAGACCUCCAGUUGUUCGGCCAAUGGGUAUUGGCUUAAAGGAUAAUUUGCUUUUUCAAGCUCUUAGUGCUAAAGCACAUGGAAAAGAUGUUGGUGUUCCCGAGUGUGAGGGUGCUGCCACGGCAAAGUCCCCCUGGAAUGCACCUGAGCUAUUUGAUCUUAAAGUUGUUGAAGGUGAAAUAAUUAGGGAGUGGCUUUUCUUUGAUAAGCCUCGAAGAGCAUUUGAAAGUGGAAACAGGAAGCAGAGGUCAUUGCCAGAUUAUAAUGGACGGGGUUGGCACGAGUCAAGGAAGCAAAUGAUAAAUGAAUUUGGUGGGUUGAAGAGAUCCUACUACAUGGAUCCACAACCGAUGAAAAAUCUAGAAUGGCAUCUUUACGAGUAUGAGAUCAACAAGUAUGAUGCAUGUGCCUUGUACAGAUUGGAACUGAAACUUGUUGAUGGGAAAAAGAUUCCCAAAGGGAAGAUAAGCAAUGUAUCAGUUGCUGAUUUGCAAAAGCAAAUGGGAAGACUAACUGCUGAAUUUCCUUUGGACAACAAGCGAACUGUGAAGGGCAGAGUGAAGGCUAAUAUGAAGUAUGUGGGAAACAUUCAUACUGCUCCGGUUCCAAUUGUUCCAACUUGUGAAGGAUUUGAUUAUGGGAAUAGCGACCCUUAUGACUAUCUUGUCGACGAUCUGGAUGGCUACUUCAUAACGUAAUUAUAUACAUUCGAUGAUACUCUUUUUCAAACAAGAGGCUUUUCGCCUUUGUAUUAUACAGCAGUUUCAUCUUGAGACUCAAACAUCCGGUGGUAGAAGUGUUACCCUGGUUCUGUUUAUUCAUCAGUCGGGGUCAACCAGAUGUCUCCCCUUUCCGUGGGCUUAUGGUCAAUGCUUCUUUGUCAUGUGAGACGCGGUCCCAUCUAACUAUGGAGCACACUUUUAACUGCAUGAGAAUGAAAACCCUUUUUACUUGUUCUCAAUCUACAUACUUUAGAACCAAGUUGACACUAAAUGUAUUUAUGUUGUAGUGUCGAAUUUGGUGACCAAAUGUAAUGGUCAUUUUCUUCAACAUCUGCUGCUUUCUAUGUGUAAUGGGGUUCCAU